Messenger RNA from Clonostachys byssicola, 999 nucleotides. The record is from the annotation of a GenBank genome assembly. Lineage: Eukaryota; Fungi; Ascomycota; Sordariomycetes; Hypocreales; Bionectriaceae.
AUGUCGACCACUAGCACAACAACGAGCCAGGCGGCCGAGGCGGUCGUUGAGAAGAUCCCGCACGCACCAUCCCAGGAAGAUGCAAAGAACGCACUCGCUUCGCAGAUUCGAUCAUUAGGCGCGGGCGCCUUUGGUGGUGUCUGCUCCGUCAUCGUCGGCCACCCAUUCGAUCUCGUCAAGGUGCGCCUUCAGACCGCCGAGCGUGGGGUAUAUUCCUCGGCCAUGGAUGUUGUCAGGAAGAGUGUCGCAAGAGAUGGUCUGCGCCGUGGUCUAUACGCCGGUGUCUCGGCACCCCUCGUCGGUGUCACUCCCAUGUUCGCCGUCUCCUUCUGGGGCUACGACCUAGGCAAGCAAAUCGUCUCCGGCCUCACGACCGUCGGCCCGGACGGCUUCACCAUCGGCCAAAUCUCCGCCGCCGGUUUCUUCUCCGCCAUCCCCAUGACGGCCAUCACCGCUCCCUUCGAGCGCGUCAAGGUCAUCCUCCAGGUCCAGGACCAGAAGCAGCUCGCCCCCGGCGAGAAACCAAAGUACUCGGGCGGUCUCGACGUCGUCCGCCAGCUCUACCGCGAGGGCGGGCUCCGCAGCGUCUUCCGCGGCAGCGCCGCCACCCUCGCCCGCGACGGCCCCGGUUCCGCAGCCUACUUCGCCGCGUACGAGCUCAUCAAGCGCCGGCUCAGCCCCAAGGACCCGGCCACGGGGAGGCCGACGGGCGAGCUGAGCCUGACGGCCGUGACGUGCGCGGGCGCCGCCGCGGGCGUGGCCAUGUGGAUACCCGUCUUCCCCGUCGACACGGUCAAGUCGCGCCUGCAGACGGCGGAGGGGAACGUGAGCAUCGGCGGGGUCGUGCGCGAGCUGUACGGCAAGGGGGGGUUCAAGGCCUUCUUCCCUGGCUUCGGGCCCGCGCUGACGAGGGCGGUGCCCGCCAACGCGGCUACCUUCCUGGGCGUGGAGCUGGCGCACCAGUUCAUGAACAAGUCGUUUGGGGAGCUCAAGAAGUGA